Molecule: messenger RNA, 6904 nt
Organism: Girardinichthys multiradiatus
Lineage: Eukaryota; Metazoa; Chordata; Actinopteri; Cyprinodontiformes; Goodeidae
Gene: clcn2a
Product: chloride channel, voltage-sensitive 2a
Exons: 25
Coding region: 692-3751 (1019 amino acids)
Biological process (GO): chloride transport; transmembrane transport
Cellular component (GO): membrane
Molecular function (GO): voltage-gated chloride channel activity
Source: RefSeq, a predicted model, not a curated record
CAGACUUUUGAGUGUGCUUAUGCGCUGUGACAUGCAGGAGCACACCAUGAGCAAGAUACAGAUGUGCUCUUUCUCUCACUCGCCUUUCAGCAGACAAACCCGGUUGGCGUUAAUUAAGACGAAUGUGCGCCGCGCCUCCGCAGAUAACGACCGGAGCGAAAGGAUCUCUGCACACACUGGGAGAAGAAGACUGCGGGCCAAAGCGCUGACUGUACCCGCAUUGCAUCACGGACACGACACCCGGUACCCCGCUGUCUUCCUCCCACCUCAACAGGCGCAGAUGAGGAGACUGGAGCAUCUUAUCGCAUAGUUUUGAAGACUCAUGCAGCCCCGCUCCCAGCCAAAGCAAGCCAACAGAUGUGCGCCACUCCGGAGGCGCAAAGCUGGUGAUUUUUACGCGCCUUUCAUUAAUAAACUUUGGAUUUGAUUUAUUUAUGGAUUGCGCAUCAGUAACACGGCAGCCUCUGGGAUCUGCUGAUAUUUCUCCCUCAGUGGAGUUUUGUGUCAUCACCAGGGGUCACUAGCUGCCGGAUCGUCUGUAAGUGAGCGCUGCAACCUGUAGCUGUGCGCCCCUUUUUAUUUCAGUCAACAUUCCGCCGAGGCGCAAUGGAAGGACGCAGCUGACGCUUCUGAAUCCCCAAACUCGAGGAGACUGAAAAAAGAGCAAAAAGGCAGCCCAGAGGAAACACAGAUGUAUGGGCGGUACACCCAGGAGCUGGGUGUGUAUGCCAAGGAAGAGGCAGCCCGCCUGCGGGAUGGAGGGGUGCGGGACGGCGGUGGUCUGAGGAGGAACAAAAGCGUUCGAAGCCGCACUGUAGACCUGCUGGACUACGAGAAAGAUCCCUGUGCAAAGUGUCAGCUGUGUGCAUCUCGCUGCCAGAAGUUCCUGAUCUCACGGGUGGGAGAGGACUGGAUCUUCCUCAUUUUGCUGGGGCUGCUUAUGGCUCUGGUCAGCUGGGUCAUGGACUAUGCCAUCGCCUUCUGCCAAGAAGCACAGAAAUGGAUGUAUGGUGGCCUGGACAAUAACAUGCUUCUGCAGUACAUUGCCUGGGUCUCCUACCCUGUGGUGCUCAUCACUUUCUCUGCAGGAUUCACUCAGAUUCUGGCGCCUCAGGCUGUUGGUUCAGGUAUUCCUGAGAUGAAAACAAUACUAAGAGGAGUUGUUCUCAAGGAGUAUCUAACUUUUAAGACCUUUGUGGCUAAAGUCAUUGGUCUUACCUGUGCUCUGGGAAGCGGGAUGCCUCUGGGGAAAGAGGGGCCCUUCGUUCAUGUCGCCAGUCUGUGUGCUGCUCUCCUGAGCAAAUUCAUGGCUGCUGUUUUUGGUGGGAUAUACAUGCUGAAGGAAGAGCCCUUUGAGGGAAGCAAGAAUGAGCUGAGGAACACGGAGAUGCUGUCGGCUGCCUGUGCUGUAGGUGUUGGCUGCUGCUUUGCUGCUCCUAUUGGAGGUGUGCUGUUCAGUAUCGAAGUCACGUCAACGUUUUUUGCAGUCAGGAACUACUGGAGGGGCUUCUUUGCUGCCACCUUCAGUGCUUUCAUAUUCAGAGUGCUGGCUGUCUGGAACCAAGAAGAAGAGACCAUCACUGCUCUCUUUAAGACACGUUUCCGUCUGGAUUUCCCGUUUGACCUUCAGGAGCUGCCGGCGUUUGCCAUCCUCGGGAUUGCUUGUGGGUUUGGUGGGGCUCUGUUUGUCUACCUAAACCGACUGAUUGUGGAGUGCAUGAGGAAGCAGAAAACUAUUAACAAGUUCUUGUUGAGGAAUCCGUCUCUUCCUGUCAGGCGGCUGGUGUACCCCGCCCUCGUCACCCUGCUGGUGUCCACGCUCACAUUUCCUCCUGGCUUUGGGCAGUUCAUGGCUGGACAGUUGACGCAGCACGAGUCUCUGGUUGCUUUGUUCGACAACCACACCUGGUGUCGCCAGGGUGUAGCUGAGGAAUUUGACUACAUCAGCCACCAUCAUGCCUGGAAACACCCCCAGGUCAAUGUCUUCAUCACGCUCAUCCUCUUCAUUAUCAUGAAGUUUUGGAUGUCUGCUGUAGCCACUACCAUGCCUGUCCCAUGUGGAGCCUUCAUGCCUGUCUUUCUUAUUGGCGCAGCAUUUGGCAGAUUAGUUGGAGAAAUCAUGGCAGCUAUGUUUCCCGAUGGCAUCCACGCAGAUGGCAGUGUUUAUCCUAUAGUUCCUGGUGGUUAUGCUGUAGUUGGAGCCGCAGCGCUCUCUGGAGCGGUCACUCACACUGUAUCCACAGCGGUCAUUGUGUUUGAGCUGACCGGUCAGAUCUCCCAUAUCUUGCCAGUAAUGAUCGCUGUGAUCCUGGCCAACGCCGUGGCACAGGCGCUCCAACCAUCCCUGUACGACUCCAUCAUUCGCAUCAAGAAACUUCCAUAUCUGCCAGAGCUGGGGAUGGGACACCAUGAGAAGUAUAAUAUCCGUGUGGAGGAUAUCAUGGUCCGAGAUGUGCGCUUCAUCACUCUGAAUUCUACAUACAGAGACCUCCAAGAGAUGCUUUUGACCGGGCAUCUUAAAACACUUGCCCUGGUUGAAUGUAGAGACUCCAUGAUCUUGCUGGGCUCAAUAGAACGACUGCAGCUCCAGUCCCUCCUGUCUCUUCAGCUGAGCCGCCAGCGGAGGCUUGAGUACCUUCGUCAGCUGGCCCAGGACAACGGCGCUCAUGAUCCCCUGCCUAGUCUGACCUCUGACAGCACCCCCAGCUCCCCUUGCGCCCACGUUCACCUCAACACUCCCACCAACACCAGUGCUCGCCAAGUUGUCCGCUUCCUGGUGAGCACCCAGCAGAUCUCCACAGAGGAGUCUUCCUCCUUCAGCCCGGUGGUUUCUAAUGCUCAGCUUCCUCUGAAAUCUGCCUUGAAAACUGUGUCAGCCAUCAGUGAUGCAGAGACGCCAAAUAGCUCACAGACCCUCUCCUGUGCUGAUCCAGACAAGGAGCUGCUGGAGAGUCCGGACGGGCCGGCCUCUCCUGACAAAACAAAGCCCAAACGAGUGAGGAUCUCCAUGGCGGAGUCUGCUGAAGUGGAAGACUGCAUGACUCCCUCAGACAUAGCAGAGUGGGAGGAUCAGCAGCUCGAUCAGCUGGUGGAUUUCAAGAACUGCAAGAUUGAUCCCGCCCCCUUCCAGCUGGUGGAGCAAACAUCACUGCAUAAGACUCACACUAUCUUCUCUCUACUGGGCCUGGAUCAUGCCUACGUGACCAGCAUGGGACGGCUGGUUGGAGUGGUCUCUCUCAAAGAGCUGCGUAAGGCCAUCGAGGGCUCUGUAACAGUGACUGGAGUGAAAGUACGCCCUCCUCUGGCCAGUUUCCGUGACAGUGGGAACAGCACAAGUGUAUCUGAGGUAACAGAACUACACAAACUGUGCAUGCGUCACAGAGGGCUGUCCUUGCCACGGGAACCUAAGCCUCCAAACGCGGCGAAAAAGCUGGACCUUUCGUUCAACGACGUCCCCGUCAGCUUCUCAGACAAGACUAAUUUGGAGUUUGAAAAUAGCGAUAACCAGUUGUCAGACCUCGUGCUUCAGGAAAGCCCCUCAUUCACCGAGGACCAAUCAGAGUUUACUUUUGACUGUAGCCCAUCUCACACUGAGGAAUCAGAGCUAGGUUGUGACCACAACCCCACCGAACCAACACCAGAGCCGGACGAAGUGGAGCAAGAGCACAGGAGUCCAACUCUAAACAUGGACCAAGCAGAACCUGGGGGAGAGGGUAGCACUGUCCAGACCAAGGGCCAAUCAGAAUGCUAACCUAAUGCUUAUCUAUACUGUUGUCUCAUAAAUGUAUUUGUUUCUUAAAUUUGUAACAGCCCAGCCUAGACACUUGUGUUUUUAACCUAGUGAUGUGAGCAAAUGUCUGUUAAAAGGACAAAGUUGGUUUAAUUUUGUAUCUUUAUAACAGUCAACGGAUCACUUACAAAGUACCAAAUAUUUCAAUAUUUCCCAAAAUGUCCACAUCAAGGUUUGUUAACCCUUGGAAAACAUGGAACGUUCCAUGCAUAUGUGGAAGUAAAAUAAGCCUCCUUUCUCCUGGUUUGCAGCUGAAAAUGUUUGUAAAUGAGAAACAUGAAAUCAGAAGGUGUGAAGUCAGAAACUUUAAAGCACAAGGCUGCAGUAGAUUCUCUUCACAAAUCACACCUGAAAAACUAAGUUGAAUUUUGAUGACCAGGUCACAUUGGCACCUUGGCUUUAACAGGGAAGAACACUGCUCUUACUAAAAAUAUGUGUUAAGUGUCUAUUUAGGAAUAUUAGUAUUGUUGCAGGGUUGCAAUGCUGAGUUGGUAGAGAAUCUCAACAAGCACUAGUUAAUGGCUCUUCUGGCCCUUGAUGUUCAUCUAAGUUCCCUCUGAAGUAGCUGGAUACUUGUGACGUUCAUAAAUUCCUGAUCAUAAAAUAAUCCUCCAUAGUACAGUUGUGGGUAAACCUGUUAGCUGUUUGGGGGUUUCAUGUGUAAUCUUCGUUGAAGUAGUUGGCUUGGCUCAUGUGACUGGCCCUAUACCGAUUAGAGAGGUGGCUGCUAAAUGCAUCUGAGUGGUCCGUUGGAAAGUGUCAAAAUAGCAUCCAUGUGCAGUUCCUUGCACUAUUUUUACUACCUAAAUCUUUUCACAAUUUGUCAUGUCAUAACUACACACAUCAAUGUAUUUUAUUGGGAUUUUAGGAAAAAAGAAUUUAUGAAUGAAAAGUGUGACAUGUGUAGGCAUAUUGCCCCAUUUCGGUGCUAUGCAAUGUUAGUUUUCCAUCCAACAUAGAGUUUUGCAUGUAGAUCAGAAAGAUCAGUUUUGCUCUAAUUUGACCAGAGCCCCUUCUUCCAUAUGUUUGUGGUGUCCCUCUCAUGGCUGCAGGUCAAACUGCAAACAGGACAUUUGUUGGCCUUUUUUUCCCCGACGGCUGCUUUUUUCCUGAGAUCUUCACAGCACAUUUACACUAAAACUAAAUAAAUUAAUAAUUAGGUGGCUUCAGAGGCAGUUGGUUAAACAAGAUUUUAUUUAAGGGAAUCAGAGAAAGGUGGGGCUACAAAUACACACACACACACACAUUUUCAGAUUUUUGCAUCCUUUCCCUUUCAGUUCAAAACAAGUUACUUUAUAUUGGUCUACUACUUAACAUCCCAUUAAUAUUUAUUAAUGUUUGUAGCUGUAACAAGAAAAAUGUGAAAAGGGUCGAGGAAUAUUUUUGCAAGGCACUGUAACUAUCAACAGGAAGGUUUCUUAGCACUUCAGGGAAGAUGUCACAAGAUAAUCAGUUUUGCUUCAUUUGUUAAUGGUUAUAAUUUUGUCACCGAUCAGAGUGCAUACACCCUAUUUUAGUUCAGAGGUGUUUUGCAUCAAUACAUAAAUGAGAAAUACUUUUGGCCUUUUCCUGGUCUAAAAAAUGGUAUAUACAACAUCAGAUCAAAAACAGCUCAUAUCAUAUUACACAUUGUCAGUUUUUAUUCAAAAUACAGAACCAUUGUGUGAAUAAUAUCUACAUAAUUAUCCAGUAAGCACUAAAUUUAACACCAGUACUUCACAGUAAUUGUCUUUUCUGUGACCCUUACUUAUUACACUUUGCAGGCAUUAGUUCAUGCUCAGCUACCAGAGCAUUUUAUUCUAGUUGAGGUCUUGGAUUACUAAGUAGUAUUGUCCAAUUACUCCGUACACUGAGAUUUUGGUUAAUUUAUUGUUCAGCUUCCUGUUGUAGAUUUUCAAGGAUUAGUGUCCUGUGAGGUGAAGUUGGGCUCUUAGAUAACGUCAGAUUUGUUACUACACUUUAAUUUAAGAUCUGUGUCUGUGCGAUAUAAUUCUCUGCCCAGGGUGGCACUGCUUGGGGCGUGCCAGAAACACUCAAACAAAAAAUGUUAUGUCAGUUGCAUCCCAAACAAGCAUUCUUUUGCUUAAUUACAUGUCCAGGCAAUGGGAAGCUGCACCUCGUUGUGCUGUGCAAAGUAUAAGCACUGUACCAAAAUGUCCAUGUGUUUCUAAUAAUUUGCGUAAUGAACAGGGGAGUUGGGGUGGGGGUCUAGAAGAAGGGGCUCACCCAGGGCGGCAUUAAUGCAAGAAGUAUCAAUGAUAGCCAGGUGUCUAGGUUUUGUGCUAAACAAGCUCAAUCAUCCCUCCUCCAACACCGUGCUUGACUGUUGCAGUGAGGGGUUGGCAUGCUUGUUUGGUUUUACUAAAUAUGGUGCAUUGCAUUAUAACAAAACAUCUUGAAUAUGGUCUUAUUUAUCCAAAGGAAAUUGUUCCAGAAGUCUUGUAGUUUGUUUAGAUACAAGAGUGAAAAGAGGUUGUUUUAUGUUCAAUCAGUUUCUGUUUAUAUGUUUAUUUCUUUAUUUUACAAGAUUGAUUUGUCAUAAACUUUCCCCUUAUGUUUAGGAUUUUAUUUUCCAAGUUACUUUUAGCAUCAUGGUCUGGAUAUCCUUACUGAAGAAUAACUACUAACAAGACUAUAAACUGUCAUCCGAGAGCUUUCUCACUGUAGAAUAAUAAACUCUAACUUUGUUUUAAAAGGCUUUUUAACUUUUUCCAUAUUGGUGGAAAAGCUACAAUAAUUGCUUCUCUGAGACCACUGCUGAUGUCUUUCCCUCUUGGCAUUGUGUUAACAGAACCUCUGCUUUAAUCAGGUGGUCACCUUUACUGUUGUUCAGGUAAUCUGAAAGCUGUUCCUUCAUUAAUAUAAAGCAUUACAUUUGUUACUGGUUUUUCACACAGUGUUUCUGCACUUUAGCCCAGUUGAAAUUCAUUUAUGACACUCUAUAAUAUAUUAUGAGCCUAACUGAGAUUAUCACAUUUUCAGCCAUGUUAAAGACCAAGUGAUGCUUUGUCAUGUCCUGACACAAAAAGGCAUACAAAAACCAUUUUCAGGGAAUGUCAAUAAACUGAUAUUUGGUAAAUGUGCGCAUUUAGAUAAAACAAUCUAUCAGCACCA